UUUGAGAGACUCAAGAGAGACAAGAAAGCUCUAUCUAAUCUAUCAAGGAUUAGACGAAGAUUUCCGGAGUCAAGUCAGCCAAAGAAGCAUGGGAGAAGCUUAAAAUCUCUUACAAGGGAGCAGAUCAAGUAAAAAAGAACCGUAGGAACGUUCGUCCAGCUGUGAUCUUCCUUUUGGACCGAACAGAAUUUGGAUCGGAACUGACUAAGUGGAAGUUGUUGAGUGAACCUGAGUGUAGAACGCUGUUAGAGGUCGAACCAAAACCUUGCAAUUGGGAGUACACUACUAUCCAGAGAACGAAUGGCGCCUAGACUCCCUCCUCCACCUCAACCUACUGAACCAGAUGCAUCCAACAACGCUAGGUUGUUGGAGACGGUGAUCGAUCGUUUACAGCAACAAAACACGACACUGAUGCAACAAAAUCAGAGUGCCAUGCAGAGUUUGGAAGCUUCGCGUGCCAGUUCGGAAACAACUCAAAGGCAGCUAAUGGAGAUUCUAGCAGCAACCAGGCACACUGCGGGAGCGUCUUCUUCCAACGCUGCCCCGCCUACUGCUGAGUGGAGCUUGGAGAGUUUCCUCCAACACCAUCCGGCUAAGUUCAGUGGGAAAGGUCUUCCAGACGAAGCGGAUCAGUGGUUAAGGGAUAUAGAGAAGAUCUUCAAUGCCAAGAGAUGUCCAGAUGAGAAUAGAUUAGCGUACGCAGAAUAUUUGUUGACGGGAGAAGCGAGUCAUUGGUGGACGAGCGCGAGAGCUAUUCUAGCGGACGCGCAACAGCCGAUCACUUGGGAAGUGUUUAGAACUAAGUUUUAUGAAGAAUACUUUCCGGACAGCGUUCGGUUUGCGAAGGAGGUGGAAUUUCUACAACUGGUUCAAGGGGGUAUGUCUGUUUCCGAAUACACCAAUAAGUUCAAGCACCUCGUCAGAUUCAAUAUUAUGGCCACGAGUGAAGUGUGGCAGUGUAGAAAAUUUGAGAACGGAUUGCGGAGUGACCUGAAAGUACUGAUUUCCAGUUUGUGUAUCCGAACGUUCCCUGCUAUGGUUGAGAGAGCCAAAGUCUUGGAGAGGAACAUGGCAGAAGCGGAACGGCAAAAGAAGCAGCAGCAAGCGAGUAGGGGACCGAUAGUGUCCAGGGGAGGUACUGUCCAGAGGAGACCUCCUUACGCUCGUCCAAACCAGCCUUCUCAAACGAGCGGAUCUCAAGUAGUAAUCCCUGUCGGACAGUCUGGACAGGGAAGUGUAGUUUGCUACCGGUGUGGAGGACCACAUUAUAGGUCUUCAUGCCCUCAGUUGGUGGGAGUAAAGCACUGUAAUCGUUGUGGAAGAAACGGGCACUCGGAUCAUGAGUGCAAUAUGAGUGGGCGUGCGGUGAUGAGGCCACCCAAUGCUGGAAGAAAUCAGCCGAGAGGAGGACGAGCCCAAGCAAGUGGGCGAGUGUAUGCUAUAACGAGCGCUGAGGCAGCGAGCUCAAGUAAUCUUAUUAUUGGUGAAUGCAUGCUGUUUGGUAGAUCAUGCUGUGCUUUGUAUGAUUCGGGGGCAACGCACUCCUUCAUCUCGAAGGCGUGUGUUGAAAAGUUGGGAUUAGAAGUGAGCGAGAUGCAGUUUGACCUGGUGGUGUCUACCCCAGCAGCUGGUGAGGUUAGGACGUCCACUAUGUGCGUCAAGUGUCCUAUAGAAGUGGAGGGACGUAAGUUUAAGGUUAGCCUCAUCUGCUUACCUCUUCAAGGUUUGGAGGUGAUUUUAGGAAUGGAUUGGUUGGCUGCCAAUCGCAUUCUUAUUGAUUGUGGAGCGAAGGAAUUAAUUUUUCCUGGUGAAGAAGAAGAAGUUCUUUCAGUGAAGCUCGGUCAGCUGAAAGAAGACAUUAUGGAAGGCGCCAGCUGUUUCCUGAUUAUGACUCACGAGGAUCAGGAAUCUAGAGGAGUGGUAGAAGAACGAUCGUCCAUUAGAGGCGGUAUGGGACGAUCGGUUGUGGUUGAGUUCGCGGACGUUUUUCCGGAAGAGAUCCCUGGACUUCCCCCUCAGCGUGAAGUGGAGUUCACCAUUGAUUUGGUGACGACAGCGGCUCCUAUCUCGGUUCAGCCAUAUCGAAUGUCGCCUGCGGAGUUAGCUGAACUCAAGGAGCAGAUUGAAGAGUUGAUAGAGAAGAAAUUCAUUAGGCCGAGCGUAUCACCUUGGGGAGCGCCCGUGUUGUUAGUAAGGAAGAAGGAUGGCAGCUCUCGGUUAUGUAUAGACUACAGGCAAUUAAAUAAGCUGACCAUCAAGAACAAGUACCAUUUGCCAAGGAUAGAUGACUUGCUGGAUCAAUUACAUGGGGCUGCGGUGUUCUCGAAGAUUGAUUUGAGAUCCGGAUAUCAUCAAAUCAGGGUUAAGGAAGACGACAUCCAGAAGACGGCAUUCAGGUCUCGUUAUGGACAUUAUGAAUAUGUGGUAAUGCCUUUUGGAGUAACGAACGCUCCAGCCGUGUUCAUGGAGUAUAUGAACCGCAUAUUCAGGCCUUAUUUGGAUAAGUUUGUGGUCGUCUUCAUAGAUGAUAUUCUCAUCUAUUCCAAGACCGAAGACGAGCAUGAAGAGCACCUUAGACUUGUACUUGGAGUGUUGCGGGAGAAGGAGUUAUAUGCCAAGUUGUCUAAGUGUGAAUUCUGGAUGAAGGAAAUUCAGUUUUUGGGUCAUGUAGUGUCAGCUGGAGGCAUCUCGGUAGAUCCAGCGAAAGUGCGAGCGGUACUGGAAUGGGAGAGUCCGCGUUCGGUCACUGAGGUACGUAGUUUUGUUGGACUGGCGGGCUACUACAGACGUUUCAUUGAAGGUUUUGCUAAGAUAGUGGCACCGCUAACUCAGUUGACCCGUAAAGAUCAGUCGUUCGCUUGGACCGAUCGUUGUGAGGCCAGUUUCCAGGAGUUGAAGGUGAAAUUGACGAGCGCUCCAGUGUUAGUUAUUCCAGACACGUCUAAACCGUUUGAGGUUUAUUGCGACGCUUCUCAUCAAGGUCUGGGUUGUGUUUUGAUGCAAGAGAAGCGAGCGGUAGCUUAUGCGUCUCGUUAGUUGAGGAUUCACGAGAGGAAUUACCCAACGCACGACCUGGAGUUGGCAGCGGUCGU
Vigna angularis (adzuki bean) is the source of this 3092-nucleotide messenger RNA. RefSeq lists its product as uncharacterized. NCBI's taxonomy places the organism in Eukaryota, Viridiplantae, Streptophyta, Magnoliopsida, Fabales, Fabaceae. The record is from RefSeq and is a predicted model, not a curated record. Bases 301 to 3036 code for a protein of 911 amino acids. The transcript is spliced from 4 exons. Gene Ontology annotation, molecular function: zinc ion binding; nucleic acid binding.